Molecule: messenger RNA, 1408 nt
Organism: Neomonachus schauinslandi (Hawaiian monk seal)
Lineage: Eukaryota; Metazoa; Chordata; Mammalia; Carnivora; Phocidae
Product: zinc finger protein 264
Exons: 4
Biological process (GO): negative regulation of transcription by RNA polymerase II
Molecular function (GO): DNA-binding transcription repressor activity, RNA polymerase II-specific
Source: RefSeq, a predicted model, not a curated record
GAGAACUGGGGACUUACAGUCCCUCUCACCAGGAUGUGAAGCCCUCAGCAUGGGGCAGGCAGCUAGCAGGACCAGUGAGGCUCAGAUAUCUGUGACCUUCGAUGAUGUGGCCGUGACUUUUACCCAGGAGGAGUGGGGGCAGCUGGACCCGGCCCAGAGGACCCUGUACCAGGAGGUGAUGCUGGAAAACUGUGGCCUUCUGGUGUCUCUGGGGUGUCCUGUUCCUAGACCUGAGCUGAUCUACCAGCUGGAGCACGGGCAGGAGCUGUGGACGGUGAAGAGAGACCUGUCUCAAAUCACCUAUCCAGGUGACAAGGGAAAACCCAAGACUACAGAACUUUCCCCUUGUGCACCAGCCCUGUCUGAGGGGGCCUUGUUCCAGGAACUAGGACAGGGAGACCCAGGGAAUUUCCAGCUGGGCCAAACCAAGGAUCAGAGUGGGCCAUUAGAACUGCAGGAAGGACACUUGAGACCAGGGUUGGAACCUCAGAGGGAGAAGCUCUCUGAGAAAACAAGCCCUGAACAUAAUGGUUUAGGGACAGCUGAUGGUAUAUGUUCGCAGGUUGCACAGGAGCUGAUCCAUUCAGGAGGUGCUGCCCAUGACCAUGACUCGUGUGGAUCAGGUAAAGAUCCCAUGAUUCAGGAAGAGGAAAAUACCUUUAAGUGCAACGAAUGCGGGAAAACUUUUAACAAGAAGCACCUUCUUGCUGGACAUGAAAAGAUUCACUCUGGAGUGAAGCCCUAUGAAUGCACCGAGUGUGGGAAAACCUUUAUUAAGAGCACACACCUCCUCCAGCACCACAUGAUCCACACGGGGGAGAGGCCCUACGAGUGCAUGGAGUGUGGGAAGGCCUUCAACCGCAAGUCAUACCUUACACAGCACCAGCGGAUUCACAGUGGAGAGAAGCCUUAUAAGUGCAACGAAUGUGGGAAGGCCUUCACGCACCGCUCCAAUUUCGUCUUGCAUAAGAGGAGGCACACUGGAGAGAAAUCCUUUGUGUGCAAAGAAUGUGGGCAAGUCUUUCGACACAGGCCAGGAUUCCUUCGACAUCACAUCAUCCACAGUGGCGAGAAUCCUUAUGAAUGCUUCGAGUGUGGCAAGGUCUUCAAACACAAGUCAUACCUCGUGUGGCACCAGCAGACUCACACUGGGGAGAAGCCCUUCGAGUGCAGUGAGUGUGGGAAAGCCUUCUGUGAGAGUGCAGCCCUCAUUCACCACUAUGUCAUCCACACUGGGGAGAAGCCCUUUGAGUGCCUCGAGUGUGGGAAGGCCUUCAACCACAGGUCAUACCUCAAGAGGCACCAGAGGAUUCACACUGGGGAGAAGCCUUUUGUGUGCACUGAAUGUGGACGGGCCUUCACCCACUGCUCUACUUUCAUCUUGCAUAAAAGGGCCCACACUGGAGAA